GUAAAAAGCCUUCUAUGAUAUUAUAUUUUGAAAUUUUCUUGAAUUUUUUGUUAUCACAUCGGUUAAGAUCCCGGUCUUUGUUUCCUUCGACUGGCUAUGUAAGAAGGUCAACCAAAAGUGUGGUCUUCUAGUGUCCAAUUUAAAAUCUGUUAUUUCAGGAUUUUACCAGGUUUGCUAAGAAACGUGUUGAAAAGCAAGCCGGUCAUACGUUCUUUGUUCACUAUGAAAGUGAAUUCUGAAGAGUUCAAAUCCCUUUUUACGGACGGUUUCAAAAAGUUGGUCGAAAUUUUCGACAAAAACGGCUUCGAGAUUAGGAUCGCAGGCGGUGCUGUUCGUGAUCUUCUUCUCGGCAUUGCUCCAAAAGAUGUUGAUUUUGCUUCAACCGCCACUCCGGACCAGAUGAAGACUUUCUUCAACAAGGAAGAAAUUAGGAUGAUCAACAUGAAAGGGGAAAAACAUGGAACAAUAACGGCAAGGAUUUGUGAUGAGAACUUUGAAAUAACAACCCUUAGAGUAGAUAUGGUUACUGAUGGGCGUCACGCUGAGGUACAGUUCACAAAGGAUUGGGAGUUAGAUGCCAAUCGUCGAGACCUAACAAUUAAUUCAAUGUUUCUUGGUGUUGAUGGAACGCUGUUUGAUUACUUUAACGGAUAUGAUGAUUUAUUGAAAAGGAGGGUUGUUUUUGUUGGUGAUCCUCGUAAACGGAUUCAAGAGGAUUAUCUUAGGAUUUUAAGGUAUUUUCGUUUCUAUGGCCGUAUAGCAGAGCUACCAAAUGAUCACAAUGAAGAUACCAUAAAAGCAAUAAGUGAAAAUGUUGUAGGACUCGAAAAGAUAAGUGGAGAAAGGAUUUGGCAAGAAGUUUCAAAAAUCCUUUCAGGAAACUUUGUAUCACCAAUUGUACAGAAAAUGAUCCAAGUAGGUGUUCACAAAUAUAUCGGGCUGCCUGAGAAGCCCAACGUAUCAGAAAUGAUAAAAGUAUAUGAAAUGGGUAAACAUUUUAAUCUUCAUCCAAUCUCAUUGAUAUCGAGCCUGCUGUAUAACGAGGAGGACGUAUUUAAUUUCCACAAAAGGUGCAGGCUUUCACUUUUUGAACAGGAGUUGUCGAUGUUGAUCGUGCAAGAACGCGACACCCCAAACGAAUUUCAUUACUACCAGGAGAUGGUCUUGAAAGCAUCAGGGAAAAGUGACAAGCUGUCAAAACAACUCAUUGAAUUUUUUAAAUACAAGUGCAACCUAGAUCUUCUCUCAGAAUUACAAUGUUGGCAGAUUCCAAAGUUUCCUGUAAGCGGAGUCGAUCUGAAAAAAGAAGGUGUCCCUCAUGGAAAAUCUGUCGGAAAAGUAUUAACAGACUUACGGCAAAUAUGGAUAGAUAGUAAUUUCAAAUAUGAUAAAAAGACAUUAUUAAACAAUGUCCCUGCAGUUGCAGGCAAACACAAAAUUAAUUUGUCAAAAUCAGCAGUUUGAAAAUAAAUAUUUACUUUUAUAUGA
Cimex lectularius (bed bug) is the source of this 1488-nucleotide messenger RNA. Its product is annotated as CCA tRNA nucleotidyltransferase 1, mitochondrial. The record is from RefSeq and is a predicted model, not a curated record. Lineage: Eukaryota; Metazoa; Arthropoda; Insecta; Hemiptera; Cimicidae. Gene Ontology annotation, biological process: RNA processing. Gene Ontology annotation, molecular function: nucleotidyltransferase activity; RNA binding. The transcript has 3 exons. Bases 223 to 1464 code for a protein of 413 amino acids.